CGUGGUCAAGCAGCAGCAACAUUGGCGUGGUCGGUAGCUUUACACUAACGGCCACACGGUGUAUCAUCACGCAAGAUGAUGAACGAAGAAUCUUCAUCGCCCGCUAGCAGUAAUGUGGUAGCACAAUUCUUUAAGCGAUUAGGACAGAUUUAUCAGCUUCAGCUGGACAAAUGGACACCGCACACGAAGGUACGGUGGGCGGCCGCCCUCGGCUUGAUCGGUCUCUUUCUCCUGCGGGUAUUCACCAAACAGGGCUGGUACAUUGUAACGUACGCGCUCGGCAUUUAUCAUCUAAAUCUAUUUAUCGCUUUCCUGACGCCGAAAAUCGAUCCGGCAUUCGAUUUGGACGAUGACCAAGGUCCCGAGCUGCCGACGAAGGCAAACGAAGAGUUUCGACCAUUCAUCCGGCGGUUACCGGAGUUUAAGUUUUGGUACGCCAUCAGCAAAAGUACGGUGAUCGGUAUCAUCUGUACGUUUUUCGACAUGUUCGAUGUGCCGGUCUUUUGGCCAAUACUGGUGCUUUACUUCAUCACGCUGUUCUGCAUUACGAUGAAGCGGCAGAUAAAGCAUAUGAUUAAAUACCGAUACCUGCCGUUCACCCAUAGUAAGCCCCGCUAUCAACCGGUAGCGACGGAAAAGUGACAAUUAAAAGCACAAACUCUACCAGCAUCCUCGUCCACGUCCUCGCUAGCGUCGGUGUCCGGCGUUGGUGGUGUGUCACCGGUUCCAACCGC
This is a messenger RNA of Anopheles maculipalpis, 734 nucleotides long. RefSeq names its product protein RER1. Gene Ontology annotation, cellular component: Golgi membrane. The transcript is spliced from 4 exons. Lineage: Eukaryota; Metazoa; Arthropoda; Insecta; Diptera; Culicidae. The record is from RefSeq and is a predicted model, not a curated record. Gene Ontology annotation, biological process: retrograde vesicle-mediated transport, Golgi to endoplasmic reticulum; protein retention in ER lumen. Bases 76 to 642 code for a protein of 188 amino acids.